This is a messenger RNA of Juglans regia (Persian walnut), 5091 nucleotides long. RefSeq lists its product as uncharacterized. Lineage: Eukaryota; Viridiplantae; Streptophyta; Magnoliopsida; Fagales; Juglandaceae. The transcript is spliced from 4 exons. The coding region runs from base 1 to 5091 and encodes 1696 amino acids. The record is from RefSeq and is a predicted model, not a curated record. Gene Ontology annotation, molecular function: nucleic acid binding; RNA-DNA hybrid ribonuclease activity.
AUGGCGGCCUCUGGCUUGCCGCCCAUGGCAGCCCCGGCUCGGUCCUUUGCAGAUUUAAUCUCAGCAACGCCACAACCUUUACCAGAGAUGGAGGUUUCGUUCCGUCAGCCAAAGAUUAUCGAUGGUGAACUGGUGUUUUCGUUCUCUACAGAGGAGAUUGCAAAAUUGGCUCAGCCUUUCCGUUAUUCCAUUGUUCUGAAAUUCAUCAGGCAGCGACCCUCCUUAGAUGCGGUUAGAUCCUUCAUUCGAACACGCUGGGGGCUGUCUAGUAUGCCCAUGGUGUCUGCUAUGCAGCGUCCUCGUAAUGUAUUCGUGCGGAUGGCUAACGAAAUGGACUUCAACAAGGCCUUAUCCAGAGAAUCAUGUGAGGUAAACGGUGUCUUCUACAGACCAUUCGCAUGGACGCCUGAAUUUGAUGAAAACCAUGAACCACCGUGUGUACCUGUAUGGGUAUUUUUACCCGGACUUCCACCCAAUUUCUUUCAACCUUCAGUCUUAAAAAUGCUCACAGCUCCUAUAGGACGUCUCAUCAGAUGUGAUAAUUCUACGAUUUGCGCGACUCGCACAGAUGGGGCGAGAGUUUGUGUCGAGGUUGACUCGUCUAAGACUCCGAUCUCUUCAUUCUGGAUAGGCAAACCAGGGGUACCCAAAAGUAGGCGGCAAGAGAUAGUGUAUGAGACGCUGCCUGCUUACUGCUCUUUGUGUAAAUGCCAGGGACACAAUUCUCGCACAUGCCGCAAGGGAGAUGAUAAGAAGAAGACAGCUAAGAGUGAAUUGAAGUGGGUUAAGCAAGUGUCAAAGCCUUCGGAGGAAAGGGUUGAUAUGGCUGAAGCAAAAAAUUCGGUUCAGCAGGAGAUCGUGAAUGAGAAACAGGAAGAUGUGGUCCAACUACUAGAUGAGGAAGGGGCUGAGAAAUUGGUCGAGUGUAAUGAGGCAGUUGCAGAGAAGAAUCAUUCGGAAGAGGAGCUCGGUUUGGGCCUUGCUGUGAAUUCGUUGGGGCUGAGGGAGGUUAUCCCACAAAACCAUCCAUCUGCUUUGGAUAAAGGUGAACCGAAUUCCUUCAAUGGGCCUAUGGGGAAUAACCGACAGAGUGAAUUGGCCAUAGUGCCGUGUGUUGUGCAUCUGGGCUUGGAAGCUUCGGGUCACAAGGGGCCUAAGGUGCCUUCUUUGGUGAUGGUUACGGACUUAGAUGUGGAUGGGGCUAGCUUGGAUGAAGAGUUGAACCUUUUGGCAAGUGAGGGUGAUGUUGCUGCUGUGUCAUCUCAAGGCUGUGAGGUUGCGGGGGAAAAUGUGCAGGCUGAUGAAAUUCAUUCCGAUUAUGAAGGUGAGCGAGAUAAUCUGAAAGAGGAUUCACGAAAAGAUUAUUGCACCGAUUCGGAAGGAACGACCAAAUUUGUUGGUUCGAAUCAAUUUGUUUCAGUGAAAGUUGAAGAGAAGGGGUUCGCCUUCAUUCUUACUAUUGUCUAUGCUAAAUGCAACCCAGUCGAGCGUAAAAAACUUUGGGAAGACCUUAUAGCUCUCAGAAAUGGAAAUCUUCCGUGCGCUGAUGACGUGGUGCAACGGACAAAGAGGCUUGGCUCGGAGUUGGGCAAGGUUUUGCCUCGUACUACGUCGGAUCACUCUCCUUUAGUGAUUCAAACUGGUGAUGACCCAUUCAGGUAUGGGCCUAGACCUUUUCGUUUUCAAUUUAUGUGGACUGAUCAUGUUGAUUUUUUGAGCUUUGUCAAAGGGAUAUGGAAUCAACCUGGAGUUGGCUAUGGGCUGCUUAAGCUUUCUUUUAAGCUCAAACGGCUGAAGGUGGCUCUUAGGGAGUGGAAUCUGCGUAUCUUUGGGAGGACAAAUGUGAUUAUUCAUGAGUUAGAAAUUCGUAUUGAGAGCUUGGAGAAUAGCCUUCAAAAUUCUUUUUCUUCUGCGGAUGAUCAUGAUCUUAUGGAUGCAAAUCUAGAGCUCUCAACUUGGAAGGGUCGUGAAGACACUAGACUUUCUCAUAUGACUAAGAAAAGUUGGCUUCAAGAUGGUGACCAAAAUUCCAAAUUCUUCCAUGCUUAUUUGAAUGCCAAGAAUAGUAAAAGGAUCAAUGACAUGCAUCUUCCGGACGGUACGUUUCUUAAUAAUCCUCUUGAUAUUCAUAAGGCUGCCGUGGUUUAUUUUCAGCAGUUCUUGAGUGAGAGUAGUGAUUGUGAUUGUCCCAUCUUAGGGGAUCUGAUUUCCCCGGUGAUUAGUGAGGAGGAUAAUUUGAUGUUAUGUCGUACUCCGUCUUUUGAUGAUAUUAAGGAAGCUCUGUUUAGCAUCCCUAUUGAUAGUAGUCCUGGUCCGGACGGUUUUAGCUCUGGUUUCUUCAGAUGUUGCUGGGAUAUUAUUAAAGAGGAUUUAAUGGAAGCUGUUUCUGAGUUUUUUCAAAAACAUUUGCUUCCCCGUUAUUACACGGCGUCUUUUAUUGUGUUAAUUCCUAAGGUUGAUUCGCCUAAUGGAUUUGAUAAGUUUAGGCCUAUUAGUCUGUGUUCUGUGGUUUAUAAGAUUUGUGCGAAGAUCAUUGUGGGUCGUCUGACGAAGUUGCUUUCUAAGAUGAUUUCUAAUGAACAGGGGGCCUUUAUCCCGGGUCGUAGUAUAUUUGAGAAUAUUAGUAUCACCCAGGAAAUGGUACAUUCGAUUAAUAAAAAGACUAAUGGGGGUAAUGUUUUGGUCAAGUUGGAUAUGUCUAAGGCUUAUGAUAGAGUGAAUUGGAAUUCUCUCAUUCAUGUUUUGGUUGCUUUUGGUUUUUCUCCUCAGUUCUGCGCCCUGAUUAAGUUAUGCAUCUCUUCUCCCUGGUACUCUAUUAUGAUGAAUGGUACUUCUAUGGGAUUUUUUAAAGGUGAGCGUGGUUUGAGGCAAGGUGAUCCGCUUUCGCCCUAUCUCUUUGUCAUUAUGCAAGAGGUCUUAUCUCGUAUGUUGAAGAAAGCUUUUGAUAUUGGUAAAAUUGGUCGGUUUACUCAAGCUAGAGGUACCCCCCCUAUCUCUCAUCUUAUGUAUGCGGAUGAUAUUGUUAUUUUCUCUAAUGGGGGGAAGAAAUCCAUGAGAGGUUUGAUGGAGGUUUUACAUCUUUACGAGCUUUGGACGGGUCAGAUCCUUAACAAAAGUAAGAGUGCUAUCUUUUUCUCUAAUAAGAUCCCUGCUCACAGAAAGUCCUCCCUUCUUCACUUGACUGGUUUCUCUGAAGGGUCUUUCCCUUUUAAAUAUUUGGGGGUUCCUAUUGUGGUGGGUCGUCUGAAGGUCUGUGAUUUUGGUGAAUUGAUUGGGAAAGUUAGUAAGAAGAUUGCUGGGUGGAAGAUGAAAUUGCUUUCAGCUGGUGGUCGUGUGAUUCUUUUACGCCAUGUUUUGUCGAGCAUGGCCACACACCUUCUAGCGGUUUUACCUGUUCCUAAUGGGGUGUUUAAGGUUUUGAAUAGGAUUAUGAGUUCCUUUUUCUGGGGAAACUCUGAUGGGAGAGGUAAACGGAAGUGGGUGGCCUGGAAAAAUAUCUGUUAUCCUACUGAGGAAGGUGGCUUGGGUAUUCGGGAUUUUGGGGAUGUUCAGAGGGCUCUUCAUAUGAAAUUUGCUUGGCACCUUCUGAGGGGUCAGUCCUUAUGGGCUGAUUUUUUUAAAGGUAAGUAUGUCAAAGGUAUUCAUUUAUCCCUUUUGAGUCCUAACAAGGGUACUCUUUUUUGGAAAGCUAUUGUGCGUUGUAUUCCGGAGGUCCUUAAUCAAUCUAAGUGGUUGGUGAAAGAGGGUAAUGUUUCUUUCUGGCAUGAUAAUUGGUUGGAUGGGGGUCCUAUUAGUGCUCUUUAUCCAGUUAUUGAGAGACCUUCGCUUAAAAUCAAAGAUUGUCGGAUUGACAAUGGGUGGGAUAUUCCUCUCCUGGAAAGAGCUGUGGGUCAACAAAAAGCCUUGGAGUUGUACCAUUUUUUAGCCACGAGGAAGGAUGGUCAAGAUGUCCUUAUAUGGGUGAAUGAUAAAAAUGGUAAUUUCUCUACUAAGAGUGCUUGGGAUUGUAUCCGUGUCAGAGCUCCUUCGUUACCUUGGGCCCAUUGGAUUUGGCAUCCUAACCUUCCCAAGAAAAUUUCGGUUAUGAUGUGGAAGGCCUUACAUAAUUGUCUGAGUGUGGAUGAUAAGAUCAAGAAUAUUGGCAUUCCCUUUGUUUCUAAAUGUAAUUGUUGUGCCAGGGGUCAUAUGGAAGAUUUAAACCACGUUCUUUGUAAUGGGGAUUUCGCUAGACAAAUCUGGCGUCUGGCGGCAAAUCAAUUAGGUGUUCAUAUGGGUGUCUUCCUUACGUGGAAGGAACAAAUUAAUUUUUGGUUCCGCCGUGCUGGUAAGUCUUCUCAACUUAAGAUUAUCUUCGGUAUUCUCCCUUCUAUUGUCUCUUGGAAAAUUUGGGAUAGACGUUGUAAAGCUCGGUUUGAGGAUAGAGUGGACUCGGUUCAGACGGUUUGGCAUGUUAUCAAGAUAUGGAUUCGUCAGAUUAUUUCCUUAGUUAUGAGAGUGUCAAGGAUUUCUUCCCAUGAUGUCGCUAUUUUGCAGAGAUUGGAUAUCCCGGUUUUACCUCAGAAGCCUAAACAGGUUCGUGUGGUGAGGUGGUUUAGACCGUCUCAGGGCUGGAUGAAGCUAAACUCUGAUGGUAGUAGCUUAGGGAAUCCUGGGCCGGCUGGUGCUGGGGGGGUUAUUCGGGAUUCUUUUGGUAAUCUGCAGGCUGCUUACUCGGUCUUCUUGGGUCAGGGGUCUAAUAAUUUUGCUGAGCUGAGAAGCUUGCUGGAAGGGGUCAGGAGGUGCUACCAGUUAGGUUUUCGGAGGGUGGAUAUUGAAGUGGAUUCUCAACUGAUUGUCAGCUGGGUUACUAAGGGUACUUGUAACAUCUGGUACUUAGAAGAUUUCUGGGAGGAGUUGCAGGGUCUUUUGGGCUGUCUGGAGUACCGUUUGACUCAUGUCUUUCGUGAAGGUAAUGCGGUGGCUGACUACUUAGCUAAACGGGGAGCUGAGGGAUUAAACUGUGAUUGGUCUUUUAAUGAUGCUCUUCCCAGCCAGCUUCGUGGUCUUCUCCGUUUGGACAAAAUUGGCAUUCCUUAUUUGCGUAUCUCGUAG